UUUUUUAAUCUAUUUAUUUAACACACCCAACAUUCUUUUCUAAAACUCCGUGGCGAAAAGUUUCGCCUCAACUAUGUAGAAACAGAAUGAGUAUUAUAAUUGUAUUCUUCUAAAAUAAUCAAUUGCAAUUCAGUUAUUUCAACUUCCACAUUACAAAUUUUUUGUAAUAACUUCAACUCUCGACUUAUUAUACGAUUAAGAAACGUCUUACCAACUAAACUAUCAUGAACAACCCGAACCCCAAAAUAGAAAGGACUUAUAAAGGGUAGAGUUAUGGCCUCCUAAUUUAUAAACAGUUUACAUUAAAUAGUUGACACUCACAAACUACUACCGACCCGAAAACAUUUUUUCCAUUUUGGUUUGUCCAGUCUACUUGAGGUGUUUUUCUUUAUGAGAUUAGAUAAUAUUCCUUACUAAUAAUAUUCUAAUUAUUUUUUAUUUUUAUCUCUAUUUUCAUUUAUUACUAUAUCAAUUUUAUAUAAAAAAGUAUCAUCUCUAAAAUCUAUAUUUCUAAUUAUGGUUUAAUGCGAAUUACUAUAGUACUAUUUAUUUAAAGUAUCCACUAUGGCAUGGACGCGGCUAUAGCCGCGUCCACGGGCGGGCGACAGGCGGGCUAUAGUGGGAAGAUUGUCCGCCCCGGGAGUGGACGCGGCGGGCGUGGCGAUGGGGGGCGGACGGGCGAUCGCUGGGUGCGGGGCGAGGACGCGACGGGGGGCAUAGCCACGCCUAUAGGCGCGGCGACCAUAGUGGCGGAAACCGCCGCGGCGCAUGCGGCGAAUUUUAAAUAUUUUUUAUAUAUAUAAAUGAAAAUUGAUUAUAAAAUUUGGGGGCUAUUGGAGGUGUCCACUAUAGUGGCGGAAAUAGAAUUUUGGGGCUAUGGACAACAAAAUUAGGGCUAUAGACAAAAACUGGAACGGGACUAUUGGGCGUGUCCGCCUUCCAGUGACACCCUUAGUUCCACAGCCCCUAUAACCUACACUCGUCUCCGAAAGACUUUUUAAUAAUAUUUGCUGAAAAAAUCUUGCGAAAAAAGAAUAAGAAAAGAAAUGACAGAAGAUAAAUGGAGUAUACUACAAAAAGAAAAGAGUGUUAGAAAAUUAGCACACUCACCAAUCGACAAAAAAAUCUCGCCGAAACACCCCAGAUUUUGAUUUCCACCUCCCCGCAUGGCCAUGGCCGCCGCCGCCGGGACCACCAUCAGCGACCUCCCCGACGUCAUCCUCUCCAACAUAAUCGCCGCCGUCUCCGACGUCCGUAGCCGCAACUCCGCCGCCCUCGCCUGCCGCAAGUGGUGCCUCCUUGAGCGCGCCACACGCGCCGCCGUCAGCCUCCGCGGCAACCUCCGCGACCUCUUCAUGGUCCCCAACUGCUUCCCCUCCGUCUCCGCCCUCGACCUCUCCCUCCUCUCCCCCUGGGGCCACCCCCUCAGCUCCGCCUCCGACCCCGCCCUCAUCGCCCACGUCCUCCGCCACGCCUUCCCCUCUCUCUCCUCCCUCACCUUCUACGCCAGGAACCUCUCCUCUAUCCAGCUGGUCGCCUCGCAGUGGCGGAGCGCUGAGCACGUCAAGCUCGUGCGCUGGCACCAGCGCCCCCAGGUCGCCGCCGCCGGCGACGAGCUCAAGAUGCUCUUCUUCGAGUGCGGUCGCCUCAAAUCGUUAGAUCUCUCCUCCUUCUACUGCUGGACCGAUGACGUUCCGCCGGCGCUCGAGGCUUACCCUUCCUUGGCUUCAAAUCUCAUCCGAUUGGAUAUCCUGAAUCCUUCGUUUUCCGAGGGAUUCAAAUCGGAUGAGAUCAAGGCCAUCACCAAAUCCUGCCCCAAUCUGAUUGAAUUCAAAGCUGCCUGCAGAUUUGAUCCGAGGUAUAUCGGCUUCGUCGGAGAUGAAGCCCUAGUUUCUGUAUCGGUGAAUUGCCCCAAAUUGGGGGUUCUUCAUUUGGCCGAUACGUCCGCCCUAUUGAACGCCCGCGGCGACGGAUUCACGGCGGAGGAUGCGAGUAUCAACGUAGCCACCUUGAUCGAGGCCUUCUCCGGUCUGCCAUUGCUGGAGGAAUUGGUGCUGGAUAUCUGCAACAAUGUCCGAGACAGUGGUGCAGCGUUUGAAGUUCUCAAUUCAAGAUGCCCUAAAUUGAGAAAACUCAAGUUAGGGUUUUUCCAUGGGAUCUCGAUGCCUAUAGAGUCGAAAUUGAACGGAGUGGCGCUUUGCCAAGGGCUGAAAUCGCUGUCGAUUCGGAACGUUGGGGAUUUGGAUGAUAUGGGUUUGAUCGGGAUAGGUAGAGGUUGUUGCAAAUUGGCUGAGUUUAAAAUCCAUGGCUGCAGCAAGAUCACAAUGAGAGGGAUGAGGACUCUGGCUUCCUUGCUUCGGAAAACACUCGUUGAUGUUGGAGUCUCCUGCUGCAGCAACCUCCCCGCCCGCCAGUGCUUGAAGGCGUUGGAGCCGAUACAAGAUAGGAUCGAACGCCUUCACAUCGAUUGUAUUUGGGACUCUGGACAGGAGCUUGAAGAUGAUUCAGAUGGAGUUGGUUUUGAUCUUAACUGCUUGGAUCAAGAUAAUGGUUUUGAUGAUGAUGAUGAUGGAAUGAGUAAAGCGAGGAAGAGAUGCAAGUAUUCAUACGAUUUGAAUAUGGAAUUGGAUGUUAACAGCAACGGCUAUGGAAAUAGUGUGAGGACAUGGGAUAAGUUGGAGUACCUUUCACUGUGGAUUGCAGUGGGGCAGCUCUUGACACCUCUGGUGGAGGCAGGGCUCGACCACUGCCCGAAUCUCGAGGAGAUUCGGAUCAAGGUGGAGGGCGAUUGCCGCGAGAUGUCGAGGCCGAGGGAGCGCGAGUUCGGGCUGAGCAUGCUUGUCAACUAUCCCAAGCUGUGGAAGAUGAAUUUGGACUGCAGCGACACCAUUGGGUACGCCCACACGGCGCCUUCCGGGCAGAUGGAUUUGAGCCUGUGGGAGCGGUUCUACCUGAUCGGGGUCGGCCACCUGAACCUGACGGAGCUAGACUACUGGCCGCCGCAGGACCGGGAUGUGAACCAGAGGAGCCUCUCCCUUCCGGCGGCAGGACUGCUGCAGGAAUGUUUUGGGCUUAGGAAGCUUUUCAUACAUGGGACUGCACAUGAACAUUUCAUGAUGUUCCUGCUGAGGAUCACAGAGUUGAGAGAUGUUCAGCUGAGAGAAGACUAUUACCCGGCGCCAGAGAAUGAUAUGAGCACGGAGAUGAGAGCGGAUUCCUGCAGUCGCUUUGAGGCUGCUCUUAAUCGGCGGCGGAUUUCGGAUUGACUGUUGUGGGAUGAUGUAUUUUUCUUUUUUAACAUCACUUGUACAACAGAUUUUACCAUUUUGAAUAACAUGGUGGGAAGAGACUACUGUUUCAUUAA
Molecule: messenger RNA, 3364 nt
Organism: Salvia splendens (bonfire salvia)
Lineage: Eukaryota; Viridiplantae; Streptophyta; Magnoliopsida; Lamiales; Lamiaceae
Gene: MAX2
Product: RNI-like superfamily protein
Exons: 1
Coding region: 1167-3266 (699 amino acids)
Biological process (GO): SCF-dependent proteasomal ubiquitin-dependent protein catabolic process
Cellular component (GO): SCF ubiquitin ligase complex; nucleus
Source: RefSeq, a predicted model, not a curated record